UAUUUAUUUCCAUAAUUGUGCUUCUAUAUACUUGGCUUGACAACAAUUUGCUUACAAAUAAUUUAUGCCGAUCACUUGUAGCAGAAACUUCGGUCACGAUGGUGUGAUUUUUUGACUACAUUACGCAAUUUCAAAAAUGACGAUCGUUUAGCAUCUCCAAUUAUAACUCCACUCGUCUCCACCGUAAUUCCUCGGGACUUCCUACGGCUCAGUUGUCAAUUAUUCUACCGCCACGCUUACCCCGGCUGGAGUACCGCAGCUAGUUGUCUUUGAAGGCAGAGAAUUGUUCUUUUCAAUAACAAUAUCCAGAUAAAAUCGACGAUUUGGAUAGUUCAGUGUCCUCAGAACUAAAUUUUUAUAUUACUUACCGUCAUUAAUCUGACUCAAUCAAUUUACUGAUAUUACCAAAGCGAUAAACAUUUUAUUUUGUGUGUACGAGACGUGGCCACAUCAGCUGAGAUUUUCAGUAAAAACCAUCCAUGCUCAAUUGUUUUUUAGAGCAUUGAAGAGUCAAGAGGGAAAGAACAAUGAGCCGACGAAGAGCCCACGAUGAUGAUGAUGGAUACGAUCGAGUUUACAAGAAACGGCGUCGCGUAUCGGAGAACCAAGAGAUCGAGGACCGCCUAGAGUCGCUGAUUCUACGUGUGGGUGAAAAAUCUACUUCCUCCCUGGAGAGUAAUCUCGAGGGUCUCGCAUCUGUUCUCGAAGCAGAUCUCGGUGUCUUCCGAACAAAAAUCCUCCGAAUUCUAACGGACUGCGCCAUGAAAAUGCCGGAAAAAUGUACUAUCUACACAACCCUGGUGGGUCUCCUCAACGCCAAGAACUUCAACUUCGGUGGUGAAUUCGUCGAUUACAUGGUGAAGAACUUCAAAGAGGCUCUAAAAUCCUGCAGAUGGGAUGCUGCAAGGUACUCCCUACGUUUUCUCGCUGAUCUCGUCAAUUGCCACGUCCUUUCCUGCGGUUCCCUGAUGCAGCUCUUCGAUUCGAUGCUGGAUGCUGCCAACGAGGACAGCGUGCCUCAGGUAAGAAGGGACUGGUACGUCUAUGCAGUCCUCUCGACCCUUCCCUGGGUGGGUCGAGAGCUGUACGAGAAGAAGGAGCAGGAAUUGGAUCACUUGAUGGUGACCAUCGAGGUCUUUCUGAACAAACGUAGCAAAAAGCAUCAGCCAGCACUUCGUGUUUGGUCGAGUGACACUCCUCAUCCUCAGGAGGAAUAUCUGGAUUGUUUGUGGGCGCAAGUACGAAAGCUCCGUCAGGACAACUGGGCUGAGAAGCAUAUUCCCCGCCCUUACCUGGCCUUUGACUCAAUUCUCUGUGAGGCAUUACAACACAAUCUCCCAGCGAUCAUUCCUCCACCUCACCACGACUCCUAUCUGUAUCCUCUGCCGACAGUCACGUUUAGGAUGUUCGAUUACACUGACUGUCCUGCAGAGGGUCCACUACUUCCAGGAAGUCACGCCAUUGAACGAUUUCUCAUUGAAGAGCAUCUCAGACAAAUUAUCGAUAAUUGUUUCAUCGAGAGAAAGGACUGCGCAACUAAUCUUCUGAAUUUUCCUUAUAAGAACAAAAUCCCUCUGGAUUAUUGCAUCGUUGAGGUAAUGUUUGGGGAAUUGUUCAAGCUGCCCACCCCGAAACACCUCGAGAUCUGUUACGGCUCGAUUCUAAUUGAACUCUGCAAACUUCAGCCCUCUACGAUGCCUCAGGUCCUGGCACAAGCCACGGAAAUUCUCUUCAGGAGAAUCGACAGCAUGGCGGCUGCCUGCUUUGACAGAUUUGUCUGGUGGUUCUCGUAUCAUCUCAGUAAUUUUCAGUUUCGAUGGUCCUGGGAGGACUGGGACUCAUGCCUUCAGCGGGACGCCGAUCAUCCCAGACCGAUGUUUAUUAAGGAAGUGUUGCUGAAGUCAUUGAGGCUGUCGUAUCACCAGAGAAUACGGGACAUGAUGCCCGAGAGCUAUGCUGAACUUAUACCAGCUGUGCCUGAGCCAAUUUACAAGUAUAGCUCGGAGGGAGCUAGCUCACUGCCUGGUACUGCUGCUGCUCAUGAGUUAGUGGUGUCCAUUAGGAGAAAAUGCACACCCGAGGAGGUUAUCAAUGUGCUUAAUACCUUACCUGGGACUGGGGAAAACGAUGAGACGAACAAUUUUAAUCCAUUGAAGAUUGAUGUCUUUGUUCAGACCUUGUUGAACCUGGGGUCCAAGAGCUUCAGCCACAGCUUUGCCGCUAUUGGCAAGUUUCAUUAUGUGUUCAAGGUACUUGCGGACACAGAAGAGGCCCAGAAAUGUAUUCUCAUGAAUACGUACGCAUUGUGGAAGAAUCACUAUCAGAUGAUGGUUGUUCUGACUGAUAAGUUUCUAAAGACUGGAAUCAUUGAGUGCAGUGCUAUUGCCAAUUGGAUUUUCUCCAGGGAAAUGUCCACUGAAUUUUCAAAACUUUAUAUCUGGGAAAUUUUGCACUUAACGAUUCGUAAGAAGAACCAACACGUUAUUAAACUUAAUAAAGAGCUGGGGGAAGCACGCGAGAAGAUGAGAAGAGCUGAAAGCAAAUCAGGAUCAUCAUCGGAGGAAGAAGACGGUAAUAAAGAUAAAGGGGAGAGACCUUCUGAGGAAGUUCUAGAGCGGAUGGAGGAGAAACUUGAGGCAGCGCAGGCAGAUCAAAAGAAUCUUUUCCUUAUUAUCUUUCAGCGUUUCAUCAUGAUCUUGUCUGAGCAUUUGGUGAGAUGUGACACAGAUGGAAUUGAUUACAAUACGCACUGGUACAAGUGGACGAUUGGACGUUUACAACAAGUGUUCUUAACACAUCACGAACAGGUCAUGAAAUACUCAUCAACCCUCGAGACCCUUCUGUUCACACCAGAUUUGGAUCCCCACAUUCUGGACGUAUUCCAUCAGUUUGUGUCUCUCAGAGCGUAAAAAGACUCUCCUUUUGACUUCGUUCAUACGAUUCACGAUGUUUUGUUCAUUAUGGCAACGGAAUCAUCACUGUUUUGUGAAAAAAAAAUUGUGAAAUGGUACAUUCACAUCUAUAUUUUCAAGACUUUGAUUAUUAAUGGUUACAUAACACCGUACUUCGAACAACUGAUUUAUCAUUUACUCUUUGCAUAUAUUGUCAUAAAUCCUGAUAGGUAUAUUCUAUGUAAAAAAGCGUAUGCAAUAAAGUUUCAUUAGAAUAUUAAAGAGAA
Messenger RNA from Diachasmimorpha longicaudata, 3178 nucleotides. RefSeq names its product nuclear cap-binding protein subunit 1 (gene Cbp80). The record is from RefSeq and is a predicted model, not a curated record. Gene Ontology annotation, molecular function: mRNA binding; RNA cap binding; protein binding. The transcript is spliced from 4 exons. Bases 528 to 2909 code for a protein of 793 amino acids. NCBI's taxonomy places the organism in Eukaryota, Metazoa, Arthropoda, Insecta, Hymenoptera, Braconidae. Gene Ontology annotation, cellular component: nuclear cap binding complex; nucleus. Gene Ontology annotation, biological process: mRNA export from nucleus; nuclear-transcribed mRNA catabolic process, nonsense-mediated decay.